This is a messenger RNA of Acyrthosiphon pisum (pea aphid), 1416 nucleotides long. RefSeq lists its product as uncharacterized. Lineage: Eukaryota; Metazoa; Arthropoda; Insecta; Hemiptera; Aphididae. The coding region runs from base 308 to 868 and encodes 186 amino acids. The record is from RefSeq and is a predicted model, not a curated record. The transcript has 4 exons.
AUAUUCAUUGUAAAUACCAUUGUUAGUGCACUAGCAUGACGUUUAGGUUCCUACCUAGGAUUCGAUUGAAAAACGAUAUAAACCUAUAAUACCGUAACAGACAACUUAUUUUUUCCGCGCAGUCGACGCCGAUAUGAUUAAUAUUAUAUUAUUAUGGUACUUGACAUUAUAAAAUAUCGUACUGUUUAGGUCAAGUUUGUCACGUUUCACACGCGAUUAGAGUGUCAAGUUCAAAGUUGAAUUGUACACGUAUUUAAUAUUAUAUUAUCAUUCCUUCAACGUGCGAUAAAUACCAGCAAUUAUCGAAAUGAACGCUUCGACGACGACUACCAUUUUGAUCUCGACAAUCGUUUUGAUUUUGUGCGCGAAGACAGCUCGUUGUUGUGGUGGUUACGAGUUAGAAGUCGAUUACAUUAGAAACUGCGGCUCGGACAACAUUGUCGAACUGUCCGAUAAAUUUUCCGUCGACAUGAAACCUAAUUGCGAAAUAUAUGUCAACGGAUGCUAUACCGCGCACGCCAACAUCACUAGCGCCAUGGUCGAAUUCACCGGCCAAAAGGACUUGGUAAAGCUGUCGGGCAAAAGGGACGGUUGCAAAGUGCUCGACGACGUGAAAUCGUCGAGUGAAAUUCAAAUGGCUUUGGAAAUACUCGGAUUGCCGAAGAGCUGUCCCGUUAACAAGGGGAAAGCGUGCUUGGGAAUUAAACCGAUUAACGUGAGCAAGUAUAAAUCACUAAUGAACGUAUUUGCCGGCCAUCUCAAGGGGAAAUCAGUAACGACCACUAACGCGGGCAAGUUCUGUAUAGAGUUUUCGGCAAAAUUGGUUAACGUGCUCAUAAAAGCCAUCGGUCACGGUGUGAUUGGUUGAAAUCUAUAAACCUCACUAUUUACCUAUAUCGCAUAAUAUUAUAAUGUAUAAUUGACGCCGUGUCUCGUUUACAUAUAUCAUCAUAUCUAAUCACUAAUCAACUAUAUAAUAAAUUAAAACAUAUUAUAUUUUGUAUCUACGUUAUAUAAUACAAGUAUACAACACGCACUGUCGGGAGAUUGUUUUAACAACAUAAACACUCAUCAGUCAUCACCAUCACGGUCGAAUCCUGGCACGACGAAGAAGAACAACCAUUACGAUCAAGUUUUGCGGUUUUCAAAAAUGUCCAUGGCUACAUAUUAUUAUAACAACACAGUGUUAUUGAAAAACGUGUAAUUUCUUACAAAUUUUUUUUUAAAGCGAAUCUUUAGGUUUUCUGUAAGAACGAAUCUUUUAACGGGUAAAUAUUUCGAGGAUAUAUAGUUUUUUUUAAAAAAAUUUAAAUAAGAUUUAAUAUAAGAUUAUAUUAUAACAGGAUAGUAAUACAGUGAAAAUAUGUACUCAGCUAUACUAAAUCUAAAAUGAUUCUUAAUAAAAAAUAUAUUUGU